Molecule: messenger RNA, 1413 nt
Organism: Vicia villosa (hairy vetch)
Lineage: Eukaryota; Viridiplantae; Streptophyta; Magnoliopsida; Fabales; Fabaceae
Exons: 2
Coding region: 78-944 (288 amino acids)
Source: RefSeq, a predicted model, not a curated record
UUAAUCUUUAUGUGAUCUUUAAUUUAUUUAUUUUUUAAAAAAAUGGUCUCCUUUUUUAGGUAUUUGCGUUUCUUAGGAUGCCAAAACUCCUUCAAAUAUGCUAUUUGAAACACCAAAUCGGAUGUCAGACAAAAGAUAUUCCACUUAGGCGUAAAUACCUUAAUUCAAUUUCUGGACCCCCAUCCUUUGACAGCCAGAACAGUCCGACUCAAGAAAAAAUCUUAUAUUUUUUUAAUCAACAGACAGAAGAAAAUAUAAUCUGGAUGCCUUACAAGGAUGUUAAAGUUCGUCCCCCCUAUGACUCACAAAUUGGUAUAGCGAAAUCAAUUACACAUGUGAUUGAAGGAAGUAAUCAUAUACCUCACCGUCCACAUCUAGUCCCCAAACAAUUGUUUGAAGGAGAUAUUGACCCGAAUUCCAUUGGGUCUUUGGUUCAUCUCAUCAAUACAUCUUCUACAUUAUCGGAAUUCAAAUCAAAUUGGGAGACGAGACGGAAUCGGUUGGUGUUGGAGGCAAGUGAGGAAAGUGAGGCAAGUGAGGCAAGUAUGGAGGUGCGAUGGAAUCUGAAUUCUUCAACAGCACCAUCAAAUAAUGAGAGGCCUACGAGAGUGAUAGAGGAAGAGGGAACCAAUCAGAAUUCUUCAACAACACCAUCAAAUAAUGAGAGGCCUACGAGAGUGAUAGAGGAAGAGGGAACCAAUCAGAAUUCUUCAACACCAACAUCAAAAUGGGAGAGACAGAAUCGGUUGGACUCAGAUGAGGCAAUUAUGGAGGAAGAGGGACCAAAUCUUGAAACUCGACUACUAAUUUACCAGGAGAGAGUUGAAGCUGGAGCAUCCAGUUACCAGCCGACAACUCCUUCAGGUAAAUAUUUGAUAGCACAUAGACUAAGGAGAAGGGUAAACCCGUCAUUUGGAGGGUUUAUCAAAGGAGAAAUAAAAUAAAUAAAUAAUGUAAUAUUAUUGUGUUACUUUAAAUUCAAAUAGUUAGUUAUUGGCGGUUAUUGGCUGAUGUUGUGGAUUGUAUUUAAGUUUGUUGUUUAUUGUCUUUUAUGUAAUGUGAGAAGUUUAUUUGGAAGUUAUUAGGCCAGAAGAAGUUAUCUUCUGAGAGAGCAAACAACUCUUGUAGUUUUUUCAAAUUGUAUUUUCUUUGUUUGUCUAUGAAAAAUCGCAAGUUCCUUGCAAUUUCCCUUUCUCUAUAAUUCUGUUUUGUACUCACCGUCAGAAUGGGGUUGUUAAAAGAAAACAUAGAGAUAUUGUUGAGAAAGGUCUGUCCUUGUUGUCUCAAGCUUCUCUUCCCUGUCAUUUUUGGGAUCAUGCAUUCCAUACUGCAGUUUAUCUAAUUAACAGGUUGCAUGCCUCACACACUAAUCUGAUCCCUGUCCAAGUUCCUUGCAAUUUCCCUUUCUCUAUA